Molecule: messenger RNA, 1643 nt
Organism: Ostrea edulis (European flat oyster)
Lineage: Eukaryota; Metazoa; Mollusca; Bivalvia; Ostreida; Ostreidae
Exons: 5
Coding region: 673-1401 (242 amino acids)
Source: RefSeq, a predicted model, not a curated record
ACUCCAACCUAGCAUAUAUUUUUCUCACUGAUUUUGGAAUUCUAGAAAAUUAUCAUUGGUGAAGAAAAUGUACUAUACGUUAAAAAGUACUAUACGUCAUUUCCAUAGCAAACUAGGUUAUUUUUUUGUUAGAUAUCACAUAUCGUUGGUUUACUUGGAUUUUACGCUACUUAAAGAUUUUGUCCUUUGAGCAGUUUCGUAAGAAAUUAUUACUCGGUGCAUUAAAUAACACACAAAAUAUAACUUGUAUAAUUCUAAUGUGUGGGAAAUCUUUAAAGCGCUGCACAGCUAGGAUUCUCAGCUGAAGCGGAACAGUGACAACAUUUUAUACGACAAAGAAAAUCGAAACUUAUCUAAAUCUGGAUGGAUUACGAUAUACCUGAUUAACUUUCCUAUUUUUGUUAGUAGUGUCCGUGCUGGUAUGUUUCGAACAGUGAUUCAGCAUUAACCUUUUGCAUGUGUUGUAAGAAUAUUCUGAGGUUUGAGACUACUUUGAUUGGAGGUGUGGCCGUCAUAAGCAUUUAAUUACAGUCAAUAUUAAGCAGCGGUGAUUCUCGAUUUCUUCAUAGGUGAAAGGAUUUUAUCUAGAAAAUGCAUGGCGACUGCAUUUGUAACAAAGUAGAAAAUAACAGGCAUUCCUAAAACCUUCCAAAGCUGGAAGUGUCAGAUAGAAUGACGUACAAUAAUACAGGUACAGAGUCCAGCUACACAUCACCGCUAAGCACAUCCAAGCCUGUUCCUACAAAGGACGAUACAUUCCAAAAUGGUCACAGGGACUACGUGGUGGAGGACCCUGUAGUGCUGGCGGUUUUGGGAGGAAUAGGGCUGUUUGUGGUCAUAGCUAUCUUCAGAGUCAUGCACAGAAAAAUAUCGCGCCAACGACCGGAAUUGGUCGGUUCAAGGAUUGGAAGGAUUCAUCGAACCCUUUCAUCUAUUUCAUGCCUGAGAGAUGACCCUCCACCUCCGUAUCCAGGAAAAUAUUCAAAAACUAAUUUAAAUUAUCUCCCUUCGUAUGAUUCUGCACUAACAAUGGAACGAGAGAGACGCGAUGAACGACGGGGACUGACGGAUUCACCGGAAGGUGUGGCGUCCACAGUAUUUUCUAUUUCUAGUGAUAGUGAAAGUUCAAGUGCUGAUUUGCAUAUGGAUUGUGAACGGAUACAUGACGAAACAAAUGACAGGCAACAAAACGGAGCAUCCUCAUUAACAGGUGUAGGAAGAUGCGAGAGUGAACGUCAAUUGAAUAAUGUAAAUACAAACGCUCUUUUACGAAAUAACCAUGAAAGGCACAUUGAAGAUAAUUUUGUUGUACAUCAAAGCAGCAAUGCAGAAAACAGUGAAAGCUCUUCCCAAGACACUAACGGUUUCAAUAUUGGAACGAUUACUCGGGAAUAUUCAUAACCAAUCCAAGAAUGACAUAACGAUCAGAAAUGAAAAUCUUCUCUGUUUGAAUGAGUUUUGUGCAUAUUUGUCCAAAUGUAUUUGUCUGUUUGUGAUACAGAACACUACAAAUUCAGUCCCCGUACUAAUUGAUCGAAGAUCCCGAUCGUUCUUAAACUCGGCUUUGAUAGCUCUUCAGGUUACAGCAGAGAUUGCUGUUGGCAUAUGAGGCGAUAUUGUUCGAAUAAAUAGUUCAUUGUAAA